AUGCUAGCUAAAUUCAAUAUAACAGGCUAUACUAAUUCUAUUAGAUCAUAGAGAUAAAAAGGUCUUGAAGAAUUUUUACGAAAAACUUUGAGUCAUGUUUAAUUAAAGGAUUGCGAAAUUAUUGAAAAAUUUAUGACAUUAUAGGAUUAAGACUUUAAGAAACUUGUAUAGAACUAUUAAACAUAAAAAUAAUAGAAACUAUUAAUAAAUGUCAGUAAAAAUAUAGUUGUAAAUGCAUUUGGAAAAAUAGGAAAUAUAUUCUUUAGUAUUUAAUUAUCCAUAAUUAGAUCCAUAAAAUAAUGACAAUGAAAUGGAAAAAUAUUGUUAAAUUGCUGUUUAAGAAAUCAAUAUAUAGAAACUUAAAAUCAAGAAUAUUAGGGAUUAAUUAGAAAAGACAUUUCUCAAUAAAUUUGAAUAGAGCAAAUAAUUUAUGAAAUUAUCUACUCUUUUUGAUGAAAUUUAAAAUGAUAUAGGAUAUAAAGAGCAUAUGAAUACAAAAUGUGAAACAAUAUCAAUAGCAUUAAGAGACUCAUUUGCUAGUGUUAUGCCAAUAAUAUAUACAAUUGAUGUAAUAAUAUAUUGAAAAUUAGGCUAGUAAUACUUAUUAGAUAUGGAAGUAGUUUUGAAUAUUGUGAAAUAUAGGGCGGAUUUACAAUAAUCAAUAACUGAUCAUGCAGCUGCAUUAACAAGUGCUAAAUACACUGUAUUUAUUUAUCAUUAUUUAAUAAGCCUGAAUAAUAAGCAUUAAUAUAGACAUAAUUAAAUGAUCAUUAAAAAAAUAUGAGUAAAUUUGUAGAAAACUUUAAAAAUGAAUAUGAAACAUUUACUGAUUAAUACAACAAGCAUUUUAAUAAAAUGAUGUAGACAGUAUUAUAAGUGUGGCAGUAAAUCAAUAAUCAAAUGUAAGAAACUUGGCUUUGA
Paramecium pentaurelia is the source of this 921-nucleotide messenger RNA. The record is from the annotation of a GenBank genome assembly. Lineage: Eukaryota; Ciliophora; Oligohymenophorea; Peniculida; Parameciidae.